This is a messenger RNA of Paramecium primaurelia, 729 nucleotides long. NCBI's taxonomy places the organism in Eukaryota, Ciliophora, Oligohymenophorea, Peniculida, Parameciidae. The record is from the annotation of a GenBank genome assembly.
AUGAAACUUUUAGUUAUGCUUGCUCUAAAUAUAUUGUUAACAUCACAACAAAUGGGAGGAGGUGGAGGUGGAGGCGGUGGAGGUGGAGGUGGCGGAGGUGGUGGCUCUAGUUAUUAUAAUUAUGGUUCUGAUGGUGAUGGUGAAGAAUGUUCAGAUAGUUGUUGGAUUUCUAUCACUGCAAUUUUCUCAUCUAUCGUUGUUCUUCUUGCUGUUGUGUGGUGUUAUAAAUCUGGUUAUUUAAGAUGUGAUUAUUUCAAGAUUAGAAAUUCAAAAUAAAGGUUGUUUCAAAAUUUUAUUUAAAAUGAUAACACAUCUACAAGAGAUGAACUAUUAUAUGGAUUAUAAAUUCUAUAAAAUUCUCAUUGGAUGAUGAGUUAUUUUCAAAAGUCGUGGAGCAGUAUAAAAUUAUUAUAAAAGGAAUAUGAAAUACAUUAUAAUUAGGAAUUAAAUAAACAUUGUAUUGAUAUAAAAUUAAGAGCACAUGAUUCUAUUGGAGAAUCAACUUAUAAUGGUCAUAUUAAAUAAAGCAACAAUUAAUGGAAGAUUUUUAUGAUUAAAUCUUAUGAUGACAAGGUUAGAUCAAGAUAAUUUGGUGAGUAUGCUAUCCUGAUUUAUGAAGGGAUUGCUAAUCAACUUACUGAAGGGUUUACCGGAAGGUGGUAUUUCUAUGAAGCUUCUUCAUCACAUGGAGAGUGGAAAUGGUAAAGUUGUGGAGAGGAAAGAUUAUGA